UUCUCUUUUUAAAUUUCUUUACUCCCUCCUAAUUUUUACGGAGUUUUGUGCACAGAAAUCGAGGAUAUCAUCGUUGGGUAAACCGCCAUUACCAAAACUGCAAUUGAAGAUUCUGUAUACAAGAAAAUGAUGGCGGCGGCCGGAGGAGGAGACCGGCUGACUGAUCUGCCGGAGGAGAUUCUACUCCACAUCCUCUCUAUGUUACCAAACAGUAGACAAGUUGUUCAAAUGAGCGUAUUAUCAUCGCAAUGGCGAUUUCUUUGGAAAUCCGUUCAAGCAUCACUCUAUUACAACUCAGAAGUUUAUCGUAAACCUUACAAAAAAGAAUAUAUUCUGGAUUACGCAGCUUCUGUUAAUAGAGAGCUUCAUCAUUGGAGAUUUUGCGAUAAAAUCAAAUCAUUUAGGGUUUUUCCUAAUAGUUACGAGGACUUUAUUGCUCAUGAUGUUGAUUUGUGGGUGCACUUUGCUUUUAUUAUUGGUAAGGUUGAAGAGUUCACGUUGAAAUUUUGUUAUUUUAAGUCUCUAGGUUUUGCGUAUAAUUUUCCUGAAUACGCGUAUACGAAUACGGUUUUGAGGAAUUUGGUGUUAGGAUAUUGCUGGUUGAGACCUUCUGGUAAUGUGAAAUGGAGCAAUUUGGUUUCUCUUUCAAUUGGGGAUGCGGUUAUGACAGAGGGUGUAAUGGAAAAAGUAUUAUCAGGUUGUCCUAAUUUGGAGUGCUUGGAAUUAGAUAAAGUUGUUGGUAUUCGUUGUCUGGAUAUCACCUCUGCGAAGCUGACAAAAUUGAUUGUAACGAUUUAUGAAACUGAUUAUGAUGAAGACCAUUGCCUCGAAAUUCAUGCCCCAUAUAUUCGACAUUUAGAACUUUUGGGGUUGUGUUACGAUAAGAUACACUUUCAGCUGAGAAAUGUGGCUUCACUUGUCACUGCACUCCUUUCUGUAGAAGUUUAUUUCGCCGACCUUGAAGAGAAUUUGGAGAAGGAGUGUAAAUAUUUGCAGGAACUUCUUCACCAUGUUGCUAACGUCAAGAAUCUUGAAUUGGGUCCCUGGUGCAUCGAGUGCCUGUCCAUGCUGGAGUUUAAAGGGUGGCCUGUUCCACCAUCAAGCUGGAAAUUCUUAAAACUUAACGCAGCCUUAGAACCGUACGACUAUCCUGGAGUUUGCAGCUUUUUAUUGAGUUCAUCAGGUCUUGAGACAUUGGUCAUUGACUGGUGCCAUCCUAAACCAAGAAAAUUGCUGUCAAUGUACUCAAAUGGGGAUGAACGACGGAGGAGAUUUGAAACAAAUAGUUUUAACUGUUCAUUGCCACAUCUAAUGUUCUUCAAGUUCAUUAACUUUCGUGGAAAACCAAGUGAAAAAAAGUUUGUCCAUCCAUUGAUCAAAUGCUUGUGCAAGAAUGCGACAGCACUGAAGAAGUCUGUCAUUGCUUGCAACUUCAGAAGGAGCGAUGUGUUUUGGAAUUUUGUCGUCAGGAGCUUGCAAAUGUGCAAUGUUCCAUAUUAUUCAGAGCAAAGACAUUGGUUCUUGGGAACCCUUUGAUCCUGGGGAUUGAAAGCUCUGGAACAAGCAUCAUCAGGUAGCAGCUAAUUAGAGCAAAUGCCAAUGGAAUGAAUGAAGGAUGCUAGUUUUUGUAUGGCCCUGAUGCAUGUCAAACAACACUCUGAAAGCUAUUUUUGUGGCAAGAGACUGUACAACUGAUGAUUAGCUCUUCUCUUUAUAUCCGUUAUGAGCAAAUUAGUUUAGACAUGUUGAUAUUUGUAGAAAAAUGGAAGCAUAGAUAUCAUUGUUGAGAAGAAAUAAAGUAAAAAUCUGUUAUCCAGAGUGCAACAUAAGCUGUGGAUGUCAUCCUAACCGAAGCCUCUUCAAGUCCACAUUUUGAAUGAUUGUUUCUUUGAA
Molecule: messenger RNA, 1893 nt
Organism: Solanum pennellii
Lineage: Eukaryota; Viridiplantae; Streptophyta; Magnoliopsida; Solanales; Solanaceae
Product: F-box protein At5g03100-like
Exons: 5
Coding region: 127-1536 (469 amino acids)
Molecular function (GO): protein binding
Source: RefSeq, a predicted model, not a curated record